Messenger RNA from Aethina tumida (small hive beetle), 923 nucleotides. Its product is annotated as mitochondrial import receptor subunit TOM20 homolog. Lineage: Eukaryota; Metazoa; Arthropoda; Insecta; Coleoptera; Nitidulidae. Bases 261 to 719 code for a protein of 152 amino acids. The transcript is spliced from 2 exons. Gene Ontology annotation, molecular function: transmembrane protein transporter activity. The record is from RefSeq and is a predicted model, not a curated record. Gene Ontology annotation, cellular component: mitochondrial outer membrane translocase complex; mitochondrial outer membrane. Gene Ontology annotation, biological process: tRNA import into mitochondrion; protein targeting; protein import into mitochondrial matrix.
CGAACCGAAUUCCAGUUUCAUGUCUCAUCAAGUCCAUUUUAAAUAGAUUGGUUAUAUAAAAGUCGCGUGUCUGGAUCAUUGGACGUCCUCGCGUGCCUUGUAAAAAUAUAUUAACGCCUUAGAGACGGUAAAAAGUGCAGUGAAAAAAUUUAGGUAAAUCGAACAGUCGGAGCUGUCAAGUCAAAACUUUCUUCCGGUCGACCGUGCGUGAUGGACGGCAGCGUUUUGGGGAGCGAAUUGUAAAUCGUAAUCUCGUUAUAAUGGUCUCUCCGAAAGCGGUGUUCGGAAUAUGUGCGGGCGUGUCGGCGACUUUAUUCCUGGGCUACUGCAUCUACUUUGACAUCCAGCGUCACAAGGAUCCGGACUUCAAAAAGAAACUCAGACAGAGACGCAGGGCGAACAAGCAAUGCAGCCAGAAGCGGGUCAACACGGUGUUCCCCGACAUGAAGGACCACGAGGCCGUGCAGCGGUUCUUCUUGCAGGAGAUCCAGUUGGGUGAAGAGCUGUUGGCUGCUGGUGACCUUGAGAGUGGGGUCGAUCACUUGGGCAACGCGGUCGCGGUGUGCGGCCAGCCGAACGACUUGCUACAAGUGUUGCAGCAGACCCUGCAACCACAGGUGUUCCACUUACUGAUCCAAAGACUGCCAUCGGUGGCUCCCCGAUUGAUGAAAGCACAACAGGCUCCCAGCGCUUCGCUUCAGGAAGAGGAUGUGGAGUAACUUUGUUGCCUUAGCUAGUCUCAUUGUUAGAUCGUUUCAUUACUAUUUUUCAUUGUACUUUUUUCACUUGUUAUUACGUGAGUAAUAAAGUUGUUGCAUCAAGCAAUACAAAUGAUCUAUGGUUUAUAUGUUUUUAUUUGAAUGUUUGAUUAUUUAAUGUAAAUAAUACUUGAUGUGCGCUGAAAUAUAUAAAGUAUUUCCCUA